GGAAGGAAUAUCGCAACCGGACCGAUAACUGUCAAACCAUUAGUUGUCAGUUUGAAUCUAUCCGGUUUCCCUUCGAAAUCUGUUGGAUUUCCUGACAAUUUCUCCGCUGCCAUACAAUGACAGAUAUCGAAAUCGAUCAGUUUAGUUUCGAUUCGAAUUCUGUCAGUUUUUCUUGCGACGGGCCAUCAUUUGAAAAACGAUCGGUUAUUUUUCGUGUUUGUCGCACGCCGCGUUUUUGUUGCCGGUCAAAAUUUGACGCCUGUUAACAAAUUAAGUGGCUGGCCUUUCAAGUUCUCCACAAUCUGCUUCAUGUGUUUUAAAAGCGAAGCAGUAACCUCGGAGGAUGACGUUAAAUGUGGUCAGGAACUACAGAAACAGCAGCGCGAAACAGGCUCCGUUUGUUUGGAGCUGCAGUACAAGAAAGCCAUCGUCGUCCGGCUGCGGGGUGUUCGCGGCAGCAGAGCACCCCCCAAUCUGGCACACCAUCUGCUUGGCUUUGACUUGAGCAAAGAACUGCUUCUCACCAAUUUGCAGCAACCGGGGGUGCUUCCCGAGCAACUGCAGCAUAUUUUGCUGCUGGAUCAAGCCUUGGAGGAAGGCCAACUCAAUUCCCCAGCCCAAGAGCUACUAAUCGAGCACGGCUGACCCAAAAUGAGCGCACCAAAAAUGAAAUCCGAAAGGGUUUUGUCGAGUUUUUGGAAAGCGAAGCAGUAAC
This is a messenger RNA of Uranotaenia lowii, 715 nucleotides long. RefSeq lists its product as uncharacterized. The record is from RefSeq and is a predicted model, not a curated record. The transcript has 2 exons. The coding region runs from base 310 to 645 and encodes 111 amino acids. Lineage: Eukaryota; Metazoa; Arthropoda; Insecta; Diptera; Culicidae.